GCCGCCGCUGCGCCUGGUCCAGCCUCCAGGCCCAGCGCUGUGACUUCGCCGGACCGGGACGCUUUGAGGAGACACCCUCACUCCUUCCCGGGGGUCCCGGACGCCUAGCCGGGCGUGGGGGGAAGCUCCGCUUGCGGGGGACAGGGAGGGAGGAGCCUGAAGCCGGAGCCCGCACCGCCCGCCGCCCGGAUCAACGGGACAGGACAGGUUGAGGGGCGUCGGGGAAAGGAAGAGGGGGUGCUGCAGGCAGUCCCCGGGAGGACGAGCAAGCGCGGUCGCAGGAAGCUCUAGUGAGCUCUGACUUGUAGGGGGCCUCUUCACAUUUGGGGACUGGUGGCAACGUGGGUGCGCUCCUCUCUGGGGGCCUGACUAGAUAGGAGGGCAUGGGAUCUAGACAGCGCAAGCUGUCUUAAGGGGCAGUCCAGGAAAAAAGAAAAUGCUCAUUCGGAGGUGACGGGGGCCCUCCAAACUACCACACCUGGUGUAUCCAUCCAUUAGGAAGGGCGGAUUUGGAGGUGACUUGGAGAGGAGUGGAGGGUGACAAGGUGAGGAGAGGGUCUGUGGGCAGCUGGAGCCCUGUGCUAUUAGAAAUGGGAGUGAUGGUGAAGAAAGGCAGUGUCCACCCAGGGGAUCUGGGACCUGCUCCUCGCUGAACCCGGACAGCCUGUGUUCUCCCAGAUAUAUUUUGGGGGGAUUUCAGUGGGGAAAAAAAAGUAGGAGAUCAUCUCCAUUGAGAAGGUAGCAAAGGAGGGAGCACCAGCGUUGGGCUCCUCUCUGACAUUGAGAGUUGUCCUGUGGGGCUGGGACGAGUUGAUGGCCCCGAAGCUGGGACCCACACCUUUCAGAUUAUCAGAGUAGAUCUGGAGUGUGGGCUCCAAAGCAGGGGGGAAGAGGGAAAACUGGAGCCACCUCUUGGGAGAUCUUGGCUUUGGAACCCAGGGCGUGGAGACACACCAGAGAGGAGUGAAGAGGGGGAUUUUCAGUUAGGGGCAACAUUCCAGGUGAGGGAAACCGAGGAGUGCAUAGGCGGCCAGGUCAGGUGGAGCCAGGAUAGGGCCCAAGGGUGGGUGCUGGCGGCCGCAGCGAGGAGUCUGGGGCUUGCCUCAGGUCCUGUGGGUGGGGCGGUGAGCUGGGGCCAGGGAGUGGAGAGCAUGCCCUGGUGAGCGCGUUGGUUUGGGGGUGUCUCCUCCCGGGGCGCCAUGGCGGCGCUGGCCAGUAGCCUGAUCAGGCAGAAGCGCGAGGUCCGUGAGCCCGGGGGCAGCCGGCCGGUGUCGGCGCAGCGGCGCGUGUGUCCCCGCGGCACCAAGUCCCUCUGCCAGAAGCAGCUCCUCAUCCUGCUGUCCAAGGUGCGACUGUGCGGAGGGCGGCCCACGCGGCCGGACCGCGGCCCGGAGCCUCAGCUCAAAGGCAUCGUCACCAAACUGUUCUGCCGCCAGGGUUUCUACCUCCAGGCGAAUCCCGACGGAAGCAUCCAGGGCACCCCAGAGGACACCAGCUCCUUCACCCACUUCAACCUGAUCCCCGUGGGGCUCCGCGUGGUCACCAUCCAGAGUGCCAAGCUGGGUCACUACAUGGCCAUGAAUGCCGAGGGGCUGCUCUACAGCUCGCCGCAUUUCACAGCCGAGUGUCGCUUUAAGGAGUGUGUCUUUGAGAACUACUACGUCCUGUAUGCCUCUGCUCUCUACCGCCAGCGGCGUUCUGGCCGGGCCUGGUACCUAGGCCUGGACAAGGAGGGUCGGGUCAUGAAGGGAAACCGAGUGAAGAAGACGAAGGCCGCUGCCCACUUUGUGCCCAAGCUCCUGGAGGUGGCCAUGUACCGGGAGCCUUCUCUCCACAGUGUCCCCGAGACGUCCCCAUCCAGUCCCCCUGCACCCUGAAGGUAGUUCCUGGACUCCAGACUCCCUGCACUCUCAGGGAGCCAGCCACCGCCAAGCCUGUCUCCCUGCCCUGCUCCCCACCCAGCCCUGCCGCCACACAUAUGCCCUAGGAAGCCAGGUCCCACCAGGUGCUCUACCCUGAGGGAGCCCUAGGGGCUGGCUGGGACUUCCAGGGCUGCUGGGACCCUUAGACCCAAGGGGCCCGGGAGGGGGUCGGAGAGAGGGGAUGCCUGAAUACGGGCCUGGCUGAUUGCUUCUUUCUUUCCACACUCCCUCCUCCCCCCACCAAAGCCUUUUCCUGAGAUGGCACUGGGGUUUCCGAAACUGACAGAGCCCUGGCUCAGCCGGUGCCUGGAGCCCUGUGUCCCUUUCAUUGCCACUGAGCCAUAGAUGUAUAGGUCCACUGGAGUCAGGAUUCCUUUCCUUCUGUCCCUUUGCUACCUUCUGCCUUGGUCUGGACACUCUGGAGCAUCAGACGCCCCCAUCCAGGGCCACUUCUGUACCAGGGCUCUGUGCUAGAACCCAGGCAUGCUGCCAGGCUCCGUUCUGGAUCCCUCAGGCUUCUAUCCUUGACCCAGACGGACCCUGACUGCCAAGGACAGAGAGGCCGGAAUGGAGCCCUGUGUCGCUGUUGGCCUUGGCCCCAACCAGGACCAACCUCAGAUCUCCACAGGUUUAACCUUCUUAUCCCAGAGACACCCAAUUCUAGAGCAUGGUGUUCUAGACCUUUAUGGAGCCAUACUUUCUCCCGACUCUCAGCUCUAGGACAUGGACCGUGACUCAGCCCUUCUCUCCGGCAUGGAACUGGGGCCUAUAUAGCCAUACUAUUGCUCUAGCCUAGAGUAAGUUCUAGACCCCCACCCCCACCCCCACGUGGUACAUAUUAGAGAUGAGCUCUGGAAAGGACCCAGCUAUGAUUCAUAAAGAAUUAAGUUCUGGAUGAAUCGAGAGCCACUGCUUGUUUUCCCUGGACAAUUUUCUAAAAAGCUUGUUCUUCCAUAUAGGAUGCUAACCUUAUUUUUACAUGCAAUUUCUAGUUCCUGCAACGCAGCUGGGGGUCCUGCCACAGAAACAGAGGAUUGCGGAAGGGCCCCUGGCUCCUAGUAGGGAAACGGGGGUGGAGAAGGGACCAAAACCCUGGCACGACUGAACCUGGGUCUGGGCCGGGGGGGCCACGAACACUUAGCUACCUCAGCAGGAAUUCCUUCUAGGUCCCCUUUAAAGCUGAGGUCUUUAUGGUAAUGGGUCCAGGAAGAAAGGGCAAAAGUUACGUUUGUUCUAGAAAGAAAGGACAAAAGCCUUGAGUGCCCCCCCUCAGUGAGGAGACCCCAAUUCAGCAAUAAGUCCCUUUCCUUCCCCCUACAGGUCAGACAGGCCAAGGAGGGGAGGGCUUCUUGGGCUAAGACCAUGUAUACCCCAGAGCUUCUAACUGAAUAGACUUGCUUUACUUUAUAGCUUAUAGCCUCAGCUGGGGUUCAGGUACCCCCCCCCCCAAAAAAAAAGCCUGCCUGGAUUUUUUCGGAAAAACGUGGAGAGCGAAGCAUGGACCCGGGAAAGGUCGGGAGACCACUAGUGCUCUAGGGAGACUCCACGUGGAACUGAACAGGAGAGACAGGGGGCUCUGAGAGGGGCUUCUGCUCAAAGGCAGGCCACUUUUCCUCAGGCGCCUGUACUUCCGGCUUGUUGCAGGAGGGAUAGAUGCCCCCCACCCCCACACAAACCCCUGCUCAGGCUCCACCCAGCCCUUGGCUCCGCUCCCAGGGGACCGGGUCUCCAUCCACUCCAUGCUUUCUCAAUUAAAGACGAUUUAUA
Messenger RNA from Lepus europaeus (European hare), 3689 nucleotides. It is a transcript of the gene FGF11, whose product is annotated as fibroblast growth factor 11. The transcript has 5 exons. Gene Ontology annotation, molecular function: growth factor activity; fibroblast growth factor receptor binding. Bases 1200 to 1877 code for a protein of 225 amino acids. The record is from RefSeq and is a predicted model, not a curated record. Lineage: Eukaryota; Metazoa; Chordata; Mammalia; Lagomorpha; Leporidae. Gene Ontology annotation, biological process: positive regulation of gene expression; regulation of cell migration; cell differentiation. Gene Ontology annotation, cellular component: cytoplasm.